AUGGGAAAAUUCUCGUCAAUCGUACUAAUAAUUACACUCGGAUCCAUACUAAAGGGAUGGACUGUCCCAGAAUGGCGAACUGGCUGGCUCGCUCUGCAUGAUCUAGAUGGUGUCUUCAGAAACACCAAGAUUUUACAAGCUGCUAAAGAAUUUCUCGAGAUAAACCCUAAACCUCCGACUGUUAUUAAGGCGGCUAUUCCCGACAUCUUGGAGAAAACUCCUAAAGAGUACUUCGAUAAGAGUGGGAGUUUCUUGAAAGAUAAAGUAGAUUUUGGAUAUUCUAAGCUCAAACACAUUCCUAGCCUCACUUGCUACAUGAAACCCGAAGCCUGCACCUUCUUAUGGACCGAGCUGGAUUUAUCUUGCUUUGUGGACAUCAAUGACGAUCAAGAAUUCUGCGAGAAGCUGGCUAAGGAAGAAAACAUCGUCGUUUUACCAGGUGAAGCAGCUUCACUCAAAAAAACCAAUGGCGUCAAGUAA
Messenger RNA from Arabis nemorensis, 480 nucleotides. Lineage: Eukaryota; Viridiplantae; Streptophyta; Magnoliopsida; Brassicales; Brassicaceae. The record is from the annotation of a GenBank genome assembly.